Xenopus laevis (African clawed frog) is the source of this 2187-nucleotide messenger RNA. RefSeq names its product claudin 15, gene 1 L homeolog (gene cldn15.L). The transcript is spliced from 5 exons. Gene Ontology annotation, cellular component: plasma membrane; bicellular tight junction; membrane. Gene Ontology annotation, molecular function: structural molecule activity. Bases 400 to 1101 code for a protein of 233 amino acids. NCBI's taxonomy places the organism in Eukaryota, Metazoa, Chordata, Amphibia, Anura, Pipidae. The record is from RefSeq and is a predicted model, not a curated record.
UGCACACCUUCACCAGCUGCCACAAAAGCUCUGGCUGCUUCAAACAGCACUGGAUCACUGAGGACUCGGAGCAAAGACACCAGGGCAGAUACAGAGUGCAACAGAGCACUGACAUCAGAGAUCAGAGCAAGCCAGAUAACGAAGAGAACAGUCUGAUAAGAUACAAAGAGGACAGUGGAGUUAAAAGCAAUAGUUAGAGAAAAUAGAAGACAGUGGCAGUGACAAGGGGAACCAAAACCAGUGAAAUACAGUGAGAUGUGUAGGCAGUGAGUCCGGCAUGGAAGACACAAGGUUGUGAUAAAGUGGGCACUGAAUAGAAGAGGGAACGGGGCAAAACAGUAAAAUCCAAGUCAUCAAGAAAGAAGUUUCGACUUGCACGCUUGAACUCAACUGAAAGACAUGUCGGUCAUCUUGGAGACAAUGGGAUUCUUUUUUGGGGUGAUAGGAUCAACCAUGUUGGGGAUCACCCUCUUCAAUGCAAACUGGCGGGUGUCAUCAGUCGAUGGCAAUGUCAUUACCACCUCCACACUCUUUGAGAACCUCUGGAUGAGCUGCGCCACUGACUCAACUGGUGUCUACAACUGCCGAGAGUUCCCAUCCUUGCUGGCACUCUCAGGAUAUCUUCAAGCCUCUCGAGCACUGAUGAUCUCAUCGUUGGUUUUUGGACUUUUUUCCUGCCUGUUGGGGAUGAUUGGGUUGCAGUGCACUAAGGUGGCAGAAGACAACCCUGUGCUAAAGGGCAAGCUGGCUACUGCAGCAGGAGCAAUCUCAAUUUUUGGAGGAAUCUGCGCUGGUAUUGCUGUUUCAUGGUAUGCUGCCAACAUCACAAAGGAUUUUUUCAACCCUCUAUACCCAGGAACAAAGUAUGAGAUUGGGCCUGCUCUUUACCUUGGCUGGUCAGGGGCUCUUUUGGAUAUAGUUGGGGGAUCUCUACUCUGCUGUUCCUACCAGACUCAGGUGUCUGCAGCCAAAAAUAAAUACACUUACAACUAUCGAGCGCCAAAUGCUGUGUCUACUGCUAAGGCUGCACCUCAAGCUACUCUACCUCGAUAUGAAUCCAGCAACAGUAUUUGUAAAUAUGGAAAGAACGCUUACGUAUAGAAAGAGCUUACCAUCACUGGCUUUUUAACAGGCUCGGCCAAUGGGCAUAUUCCAUCCAUAUUAAAUCCUAUCAUGACGGUGCUUCCGCUGCCCUUGACUCAUGGUCCACCCACAUUGUCAUAUAUUUGUAAAUAUUUUUGCACUAUGCUGAAAGAAAACAAAAACAUUCACGGUGAAUGGCAUUUCUAUGAACAAAAACCUUGGGAAGGUUACCGGAGAAGUCCACGGGCUCAAUGAGAAGAAAGAAGAGAGAGGAACAUCCAAAGAGCUUCCUGUUUGAGAUAUCGGAACUAUAUCAUGACAUAGUUAUCUCAUAAAAACAGUUUUGUCUCUUUUUUUAAGAUGGCAAACUAUUAAUUUUCCUCUUUUUCUGUGACUUCAGUAAGUGGUUUGUGACAAAAAUGCUAUAAAACUAAGAAAUGGGAAGGAAAAUCUUAUUAAAAGGUGAUUUGUUUUUUUUUUUGUUUUUGCAAAAUGCUUCACAAGGAAAUGAUCAAGGGUGCUCUUUGAAAUGAGGGAAAUGUAAUUAUUUUGUGAUUCACAACAUUUUUUAUCUUGCCAUUUGCUAUCACAAUAGAGUGACUACUAUGUUUAAAAAGAUAGACCAAAUCUGUAUAUACAUUUUUCAUUUGAGAGAACAUUCCUUGUACGGAAUGUUCUUCUUCCACAAUAAAUCAUUGUACUUUUCCUCUGUUUUAAGCAUAAUUGAGCAUGUUUGGGUUUAGAUUUGGAAACAAUAGUUUCAGAGCAAUGUGGCAUAAACACAGGACCCGGUGGUCUGCCUUGUUAAGAAAUUAGAUAAAGAUGAGACUUCUAGGAACCAAAGCAAAGGCUUUGAUAUGAAUUUAUCACUGAUCGUCCCCCUUCUUCCAUUAAAGAUGAGAAUAAAAACAUGUUAGAUAUUAAUUAUCAGAUAUUAAUGAACUUAUGCCAGGGGGGUAAGAAGGUUAAUGACCAACUUAGUGACAUAUUUAGCAUCGAGCUUGAGGAUACUCAAUGCCAAAAAAACCCCAGAGAGAAUGCCUUACAUUCACUUUUCGCGUUUCUGGAUUUUAUUAUUUAAAUUCCAUAAUUGGAUAUUUUCCA